This is a messenger RNA of Linum trigynum, 1408 nucleotides long. The record is from the annotation of a GenBank genome assembly. Lineage: Eukaryota; Viridiplantae; Streptophyta; Magnoliopsida; Malpighiales; Linaceae.
CAUUAUCUCCAUACGUCCAUUAACUUUGAUAUUAGAGCAUCUGCAUGUCUCCAUUAUCAGCCUUUGUACGUGUGAAGCAAAAGUUUCUUACACUGAGAGCCAGGAUAACGAUUAUCUUAAUUCAUUUUUUAGAGGUUUAAUACCCCUAUGUUUGGCCCGACUUUUAGAAGUGAUUUUAGCCUUCAAAAGUUGAAGCAGGCAAAACACCUGUAAAAGCUCGGCUUUUGAAAAGCCGAAAAGCGCUUUUGUCUAACAUAAAAGCAAAAGCUCUGAUUUGGAGCUUCUGCGAAAAGUUGUUUUGAAAAUACAAGAUUAUCCUUACCAUAUUUUAAUUUUAUUUCAGAAAAUAUAAUUUUUCUUCAUUUAUAUCAUUUUAAAAAUAAAAUAAAUUAUUUAAUAUAAAAGAAAUUGAACAAGAUCCAUUUUGUUUACUUUAUUGUUUAGAAUUUUAUUCAUAUUUUAUAUUAUAAGUCCUUUAUAGUCAUUUUACACAAUCUUUCAUAUUAAAAAGCACUUCUAAUAGUUUUACAGCCAAACACUCAACUGAAUUUUUAAAAAAGUACUUAUCUAAAAGCUCCAGCCAGAAGCUGCUUCUACAAAAGCUACCGCAUGGCCAAACUAUAUAUUACGAGGUAAUUAAUAGUACGGGUGAUUCUCCAUCUGAAGCCAGUUAUACCAAUGCUAAUUAGUUCUCUCAAGGUAUCAAAAAGGUCGAUUAACCAAAAACCUAUACAAAACCCUGAAAAUGCUCUCGAACUCGCAGCCGCAAGAAAACCCUUCGACGUCCGAUCCGACUAUGUCUGGUCGUCCGUCGGACCCUCCUCCUCUGACCUCCCCGCUUCAACCCCUUCUUCUGAUUCAGUUGCAAAACCUCUGGCUCUAAGCUUCAAAGCGGCCCUCUCUGGAUCGCCGAUGGCGAGUCAUACCCGCAUCCCUCAAUGGACUUUCGUUGGAGACCAAGACCUUGAACCAUCAUCCUUUCAAGGGGAGCCUGCGCUGAGAGUCUCUCCCGCCUUGAAGGAACGUUUAUGCCAGCCAUGGAAGAGGACUCUGAUAGUAAGGUUACUUGGUCGUUCGGUCUCCUACAAUUACAUCUGCUCCCAACUCUGAUGGAAGUGGCGGCCGGUAGGCUCGCUGGAAAUCAUGGAUCUCAACAACGACACUUUCUUGGCCACGUUUGGCAACGAUCAGGACUACCUUCGAGCCUUGACCGGGGGACCGUGGGUCAUCCUUGAUCAUUACUUGAUCGUUCAUCAAUGGUCUCCCUCCUUUCGUCCGUCCGAUAAACCACACAAAUCUGUGGUUGCCUGGGUUCAGCUCCCAGAGCUGCCGGUUCAUUUUUACCACAGAGAAGUUCUAUUUGCUUUGGGAAAUCUCAUCGGCAGAACAAUAAAGCUGGAUUACCACA